This is a messenger RNA of Epinephelus fuscoguttatus (brown-marbled grouper), 4547 nucleotides long. It is a transcript of the gene kcnh6b, whose product is annotated as potassium voltage-gated channel, subfamily H (eag-related), member 6b. Lineage: Eukaryota; Metazoa; Chordata; Actinopteri; Perciformes; Serranidae. Gene Ontology annotation, cellular component: membrane. Gene Ontology annotation, biological process: regulation of ventricular cardiac muscle cell membrane repolarization; potassium ion transmembrane transport; membrane repolarization during action potential. The record is from RefSeq and is a predicted model, not a curated record. The transcript is spliced from 12 exons. Gene Ontology annotation, molecular function: inward rectifier potassium channel activity. Bases 1 to 2844 code for a protein of 947 amino acids.
AUGUCAUCACAGGUCAUUACCCCCUCGUAUAACUGUGGUGUCAACAGCAUUGCAGUCAAUAAGAUCCACACUAACAGCCAGCAGAGCUCCAUGGCUGACUCAGACCUUACGAAGAGUGGGGGACCAGCCAGCAGGGGCCCCGAAUGCCGCUCGCCUCCGACUCCCAGAAUGGAGCUUCUAAGCCCAUCCAAGGUGAAGGACCGCUCUCAGAACGUCACAGAGAAGGUCACACAGGUACUUUCUUUGGAGUCUGACGUGCUGCCUGAAUACAAACUCCAGGUGCCAGAGACAACAUGGUGGAUCUUGCUUCACUACAGCCCCUUCAAGGCAUUUUGGGACUGGAUUAUUCUCCUCCUGGUCCUCUACACAGCUGUGUUCACUCCUUACUCGGCUGCCUUCCUCCUGGAUGAACACGGGGAUUUACGUCAAAGGAGUUGCGGCUACACAUGUGACCCCCUUAAUGUGGCGGACCUAUUAGUAGAUGUUCUGUUUAUUGUUGAUAUAGUCAUUAACCUUCGCACGACGUACGUGGACCAAAAUGACGAGGUGGUCACACAACCGAGCCGGAUUGCCAAGCACUAUAUCAAAGGCUGGUUCCCUAUUGAUCUGCUCGCAGCGAUUCCAUUUGACCUUCUCAUUUUCAGAUCUGGCUCUGAUGAACCAAAGAUGGCAACCUUAACAAGCCUGCUGAAAACAGCUCGGCUGCUGCGACUGGUCCGUGUGGCAAGAAAGCUGGACCGAUAUUCUGAAUAUGGGGCUGCCGUCCUCUUCUUGCUCAUGUGCACCUUUGUGCUCAUCGCCCAUUGGCUCGCCUGCAUUUGGUACGCUAUUGGCUUUGUGGAGAGGCCGUACACGGAGACUGGCUGGCUGGACAACCUGGCUGAACAGCUGGGCAAGUCGUACAACGACAGCGACUCCUCCUCCGGACCAUCAGUCAAGGACAAGUACGUCACCGCUCUUUACUUCACCUUGAGCAGUUUGACGAGCGUGGGGUUCGGUAACGUCUCUCCAAACACCAACUCAGAAAAGAUCUUCUCCAUCUGCGUCAUGGUCAUUGGCUCUCUCAUGUAUGCCAGCAUAUUUGGAAAUGUCUCAGCCAUCAUCCAGCGGCUAUACUCUGGUACGACCCGCUACCACACCCAGAUGUUGCGGGUCAAAGAGUUCAUCAGAUUCCACCAAAUCCCAGGCUGCCUUCGCCAAAGGCUGGAGGAGUACUUCCAGCAUGCCUGGUCCUACACAAAUGGCAUCGACAUGAAUGCUGUGCUGAAGGGAUUUCCAGAGUCUUUGCAGGCAGACAUCUGUUUGCACUUGAACAGAUCUCUGCUACAGAACAGCAAGGCUUUCCAUGGAGGCAGUCAAGCCUGUCUGCGUGCCUUGGGUAUGAGGUUUAAGACAGUCCAUGCUCCUCCAGGAGAUACUCUGAUCCACUACGGAGACAUGCUGGAUUCUCUCUUCUUCAUCUCACGCGGUUCCAUCCAGGUCAUCAGGGACGAUGUGGUGGUCGCCAUAUUAGAAAAGAAUGACAUCUUUGGAGAGCCCAUCCACCUGUAUGAUGAGCCGGGGAAGUCCAAUUCAGAUGUACUCACCAUCACCUACUGUGACCUGCACCGCAUCCUGAGGGACGACCUGCUGGAGGUCCUGGAUAUGUACCCCAGCUUUGCAGACAACUUCUGGAGGAACCUCGAGAUAACGUUUGACCUGAGAGAUGCUGAUCAAGUACCACCAAUAAUAACAACAACUGAUGAUUCUGGGGACGACUGUGGGUACCGCCACAAGCCGAGACACAGAAUCCACUCUCUGGACUGCCGAAUCAGGCCAGAUGGGAUCGAUCAUGAAGACUCGUACCCCCUUCAAUCCUGCCGUCAUCGUCACUCACCUACUCAAGCCCACUGGGAUGACCGCUGCAGCUGUGACACCCCGUGUUCCCAGUCAAGUGAAGACCUGGCUAAGCCUCACGCCCACGGUGCCAAAGUAGAGCUUUACCCUCCAGAAGAUUCCAGGAGGGACUACUCUCCCUCUGUAGUGCAGUUGCUCCCCCCAAGUGGCACCUCAGUAGGGAGGGACGCAGUGUAUGACCGCGGCCACCAAGAACAUUUUGGGCGUUACUUUAUCGAAAUUAAAUGGCUAAAUACUUUGACUACUGUCUUUAUAUUUUCCUCAGCUUCAUCACUGAAUGUGCCGGGCAUGUAUCGAUACUGGCCAGACCAACAGUCACAACAGUUUUCCAGUCGCGCCUGGAGAUCUUCCUCCGCCUGCAACUCACACCACCCACCACCAUUCACAGAAGAGCGGCCCAGUGAGCUGGAGUUGCGACUUGAGGUGUUACACUCACAGCUCAACAGACUGGAGACCCGCAUGACAGCCGACAUCAACGUCAUUCUCCAGCUUCUCCAGAGGCAGAUUGCUCCUGUACCUCCUGCUUACAGCACUGUAUCAUCCAGUACACUCCCUACUGACUCACCUGGCCUGUAUGGGACUGGCACACCAGUGCUGCACAGCAUGUACCCCAUUUCCCCCAUACAGAUGGACAGCCGGGCCCCAACACAGAGUUCUACCCAGACUGACCUUCAGUUCACCAAGAAGUCCCAGGAAUCACUGUCCAGCGGUAUCCAUGUGACUCUGGCAUCAGACGACACCUCGUUCAUGACUGUCACCCCCGAAACUGAGACACACACGGGGUUGACUCCUCAGCCGACCCAGCCAUCAGCUAAAUCCACUCUCAUGGAGAACCCCAGGCUGUGUGGUAGUCUCCGCUACCCCUCCCUGCCGGGAAACCUGGACAUCACCUCAGGACUGGCAGAGAUCCAGAAACACCUCUCAGACCCUGUGCUGCCUGUCACCUAAACACCUUCAGGAACAGAGUUAUCAUGGCAACCAGUGUGACCUUGAAAGUAGUGGUAAGCCCCUUUUACACUGGUUGUUCAAGGACUUUUACACUGUUACACCACUUCACCGUUCCGUUCUGUAUAAAAGGUACAAUCACGGAAUGAGGGGACAGAGUUGUCUCGCCCUAAAGCCAGCAGUGGAGGUAGUAACAGUGUCGAAUCAGUGUUUGUGUUUGAGGGACAGCCAGCAGGUGGGACUUCUGACAAGAUGUUAUGUGUGACCCUCAGCUGGAGAUGAAAAAAGCAGCUAGAAGCAGUUAGCAGCUAACUCAAAGAAGAACAGCAGUGGAAAUGUCCGCAAUCUGGGGAAAAAAUGAGAUGAGGGAGCUCAUUACCCUCAUAGCAAAGAACGAGAUCAGCCGCCAUAUAACGGGGACGGUAAAUGAUUGAUUACCAUGUUAUGCCAUUGUUAGUGUUUAUGAAGCGCUGCGGACACGAAAGUUAUGUCACAUUAGAGGCCAAAGCUGUUGAGUUAAAUGUCAAGCCGGUGAGCUUUUUGCAACUGGUAUGCAGCCUAAAAUCACACACUGGACCAGCAUGAUGCUGCAGUUGUUAAGUCCGUAAAAAUGGCAGUAACAAAGGGACUUCAUAGCGGCCUUUUGCGCAAUCUCUGUGUGAAAGGGGCUAUAGACUGCCAUAGCUUAAGUUAAAGACUUCUGGAAGGGGCCAUGAAACUGGUCCAAGAUUAAGCUAUCAAUACACAUACAGAUCCAGAUCAAGGAUUUCCAUUUCAUACAAUGCUGAGACAGGAUUACAUUUAUCAACACAAUUAUCACACUUUUUAAAGGACAUUGCUGAUAAGGCCUCUACAGUCAAAUUUUCUUUACAUCUCCUUAUGCUUUAUGUUUUAUUACUCCAUCCUGAUUCAGUAAAUUUUUGAGUGCCAUCCCCAAAGCUUAUUUUGACCAGGAGGAGUGACUUCCUGGAUUCUCCACUGGUUGCCUGACAACUACUUCUGGCCAAGAAAUUCUCCGUCAUUUGACACCCCAUAAAACCAUUCAACUGUUUCCCUAUUUUCAGUGUUUGUGCUAAGCUAAGAUAAGCUAAGAUAAACUAAUCUAGCACCUGCUGGCUGAGAGGCACAAGCACAAGAUUAUUGUCAAUCUUCCCAUCUAAUUCUCAAACAAAAAAAGACAACAGCAAAUAAGCAAUUCCCACAAUGUCAAUUUCCUGGCUGGUAUGAACUUUCAACGGAACUCCACCACAAAAACAUUUUGAUCUACUGAAUUUUGUUACAAAAGAACUGUGACAAAGGUAUGUACAUUGUUAAAUUCAUUGUUAAACCAAUAAUUUUGUCACUGCUCUCUGAUGCGCGACACUUUUUCUGUUGUCAACCUAUCACUGUGAUCUUUUUUGUAUUGUGUUUCAAAUUCAAUUAUUACCCGACGGAGGUGCUGCUUCACUUUUGUGAAAAUGAAUCAUGAACAAGUGAUUUUAUGACUUUAUGUUUAGCAAAUAAUCACACAUCAUGACGCCAUACUGAAACACCUACAAGUAGGAAAUAACUCCUGUUCCCUCCCACAUCUUCACAUCCCACCCCAGUCCGAGAUUCACAACAGGACUCAAUAUCACAACAGAACUCACAGCAUUCGUUAUACAAUGUCAGUGUUCUAGGCUGGUUGACAAAAAUUUAAGUUUCUCUCUAUUGUAGAGAUGGUGGAG